Molecule: messenger RNA, 2136 nt
Organism: Mobula hypostoma (lesser devil ray)
Lineage: Eukaryota; Metazoa; Chordata; Chondrichthyes; Myliobatiformes; Myliobatidae
Product: PDZ and LIM domain protein 3-like
Exons: 7
Coding region: 607-1566 (319 amino acids)
Biological process (GO): actin cytoskeleton organization; muscle structure development; heart development
Cellular component (GO): stress fiber; filamentous actin; Z disc
Molecular function (GO): actin binding; muscle alpha-actinin binding
Source: RefSeq, a predicted model, not a curated record
CUCUCUCUCGCUCGCUCUCUCCCUCUCUCUCGCUCGCUCUCUCGCUCGCUCUCUCCCUCUCUCUCGCUCUCUCUCUCUCUCUCGCUCUCUCUGUCUCGCUCUCUCUCUCUCUCUCUCUGUGUCUCUCUCUCUCUCUCUCUCUGUCUCUCUCUCGCUCUCUCUCUGUCUCGCUCUCUCUCUCUCUCUCUCUCUGUCUCUCUCUCGCUCGCUCUCUCUCUCGCUCUCUCUGUCUCUCGCUCUCUCUCUCUCUCUCUCUGUCUCUCUCUCUCUCUCUCUCUCUGUCUCUCUCUCGCUCGCUCUCUCCCUCUCUCUCGCUCUCUCUCUCUCUCUCUCGCUCUCUCUCUCUCUCUCGCUCUCUCUGUCUCUCGCUCUCGCUCUCGCGCUCUCUCUCUCGUCUCGUCUCUCUCUCUCUCUCUCUCUCUCUCUCUCUCUCUCUCACUCACUCCCUCCAGUUUGUACCUAUGCGGCGGUUCCCAGAGGCGGUGCUAAGUGUGGGCGGGUGGUAAAGACGAGGCUAUUUAAACCUAAGCCCGCUGCCAGUGGAGUAUCGGAGGGGCUUCAGAGGGCAGUGUCUUCCACCGACUCCCACUCAGAGAACAAACAAAGAUGCCGCAAAACGUGAUCUUGACAGGUCCGGGCCCUUGGGGUUUCAGGCUGACAGGAGGCGCCGAUUUCAACCAGAAUCUGACCGUGUCCCGGGUAACGCCUGGAAGCAAGGCCUCACUGGCUAACCUUUCCCCAGGUGAUGUCAUCCUGGCCAUCGAUGGUGUGAGUACGGACAACAUGGCACAUGUCGAUGCUCAGAAUAGGAUCAAGGCUGCCUCCAAUAAAUUAAGUCUCAAGAUUGACCGACCUGAAACCAAACUUUGGUCCCCACAAGUCACUGAAGGUGGCAAGACAAAUCCUUUCAAGAUUAAUUUGGAGGCUGAACCACAGGAAAUCAAAUCUAUUGGAGAGUCCCAUAACAGAAAAGCCCAGCCAUUUCUUGCAGCGGGAAACAUUGAUGACAAAAGGCAGGUAGUGAGCUCGAGCUAUAACACUCCAAUUGGUCUGUAUUCUGCUGACAACAUACAAGAUGCCCUCCAAGGACAGCUACGAGGCAUGAUCAUUGAAUCACAGGAGAAAGCUGAACCGGCUCCAGGAGUUCAACACUCAGAGGUUUACAAAAUGCUGCACAACAACCAAGAAGAAAGUAAUGAACCAAGGCAAUCUGGGUCCUUCCGAGCAAUCCAAGAUUACUUGGAGUCAGAGGAUAGUGGUAAUCGUCCCGUGGUCACCAAAAGUGUGAAGGCUCCAGUGACAAAAGUGGGUGCCUCAUCAGGAAGUGUUCAGAAGCUGCCACUCUGCGAUAAGUGUGGGAAUGGAAUAGUUGGGACAGUUGUCAAAGCCCGUGACAAGUAUCGCCAUCCUGAGUGUUUUGUCUGCUCCGACUGUGACAUGAAUCUCAAGCAGAAAGGUUACUUUUUCAUAGAAGGACAACUUUACUGUGAAGCCCAUGCAAGAGCACGCACAAAACCACCAGAGGGAUAUGACGCCAUGCCCGUUUAUCCAAAUAUGAAAGCUUAAAUUUUACUGCAAAGAUAUAAAAACAAAGUAACAAAGAAGAUCCAUAAUCAUGAGAAACCUUUGCUGUUGUUAUUAAUCCUCUUACAGUUAAGUGCAAGUGCUUUUCCACAACAGGAUAUAUUUUCCAACUACAACUUGCUCAGUUAGUCAUGUUAGCAGAUAGAUCUUGUGGAGCUAGCAGAAAUAAAACUACUGUAUACAUUGCAAUGUUGAUGCAACAUAUCAUAUAAACAACUUAGCCUGUGUAAUUACAACAGUUAAAUCAAUAAAAUUGACAGAAUGUAUUGUACACUGAGCGCAGGUAAUAUAAACUGAAAAACCAGCCAAUUCACUGCUGAACUAUUACAUGAAUAGUAAACCAUUGUAUUAGCAUACAUCAUAGUUCAUUGGUAUUAGUUAAUAAAACAGACAUCAUUAAACUCUUGUAUUAGUUCACAUAGAUUGUGUUCGGUUUUAUAUGGAGUACUAGUUCAUAUUCAGAUGACACUGUUAGAUUUUAUCCUCUAUCCAUCUAGAGAAUGUUAAAAUUUUGAAAAUGUUACUGCUAUAGAUAAUAAAAGCUAUUGUUUC